UGUCAAUUAAUUCAUUUAUUACAUUUAAACACUACAUGAUUAGUUAUAUGUGAAUAACCAAGUAAUGUGAGUUGGUACAGAGAGGUAUAGACAUGCCGCGGCGCACCUGGAUGCAUUUCUCUCUGUACAAAGGAGAGGAAAUAGAUAUAUUAUGGAAAUCGUGAGUAUAUUCUGAGCCUUGCACAAUGUCGAGCGUUUAUAAAAAUGAAGGGGAAAUUCAUAAUGUGUUGGACCAGGAAUGUGUUAACGGGUGUAAUCCUCUGGACAAAAGUGAGAUUAGACUAAGGGUUUUCGAUUCCUCUCAUAACAUUUCACAAAUCUUAAAAUUUAUUCCCUUUUAUGAAAGGUUAAUGCUAAGGAUUGUGAAUUCUAAGUGGAAUCUCAGUUUUUAUUUUUCCGGUUGUUGGGAAAACCUGGACUACCGGUUUUACGACCUGAAAAAACACGAAUUUUACCUAAAGCAUUUGAAAAGGUUUAUAGUUUCAAUAAAGAAGCUUGAAAUUUGCAUUGACCAGAUUUCAGAUUUAAACAAGCUUUUAAAAUCAAUAGAAAAUGAAGAUUUAUAUCCCCAGUGUGUAGGCCUUAAAGAGGAUUGUAAAAUAGAUAAUGUAUCCAACUGCAGUAUUGAGACUCCAGACUUUAUCGAAACUGAUACGGAGUCUAAUUAUGAUGAUAACUUGAGUUUUAUCAAUUACUCCACUAAUGAUCCCAGUCCAGACUACAUUUCAGAUGUAGACUUUGAUAAUCAUUAUUUCAAUGAAGACGUUGAAACUAAUUUAAAUCCUGAGGAAACAGCAAAUUCUACUGGUUCCCCUAGAUCUGACGAUGCUUGUUCUAUUGAUGACUGUAUUGAUGAGCUUAAAACACUUCUAUCGUCUUUAAAGAACCUCAACAACUUAUACGUUAGUGAUAGGCUUAGGAAACACAAUUUGGUUUAUUCUAGGAUCAGUCCAGUUAUACUUGAAUUUAUUGACUCUAAUUCUCUUUCUAUCAACUCUUUGAAAAACUCAAUCAACACUUCUCCAUACCCUUCACUAUCUUCUAACUAUUUCAGUUUAACCAACUUGGUUUUAGACUGUCCUGUGAACUUAAACUUUAUUUUAGAACUUGUUCCCCUAAUAAAGAAUGUCAGAAACCUAGUGAUCUCCAGAGUUGCUCAGGAGGAUUCUGACUUAUCAAUUUGUUCUGUCGUUUCUGAACUUCUGGAACAUAUUCCCAAAUCUCAGCUGGAAUCAAUUCAAAUCGGCAAGACCAUCCAGAAUGUUAAAAGCCUGAAGAAACCUAGCUUUUCCAGUGAAGCUAGGGCUAGACACGUCAACAGACUUAGUAUGGCCUCUGGUCUUUUCCAUACCUCUGAUGAUUCUGAGGAAGGAGAUGAACUAGUCUAUCUUCUACUGUCAAACCAUUCAAAUUCUCUAAAAAUUAUUAUCUUGGAGGAUAUAGAAAUUUCAUUUUCUGCUUUUGAUAAAAUUAGGAAUUUAGAGAAUUUAAGAUACUACAGAAUCCCUGUUUGGAGUAGUUUAAGUGAGUUCUUCCCUCCUAAUUUCGUUAUAUGAUGAUAC
Messenger RNA from Theileria parva strain Muguga, 1562 nucleotides. RefSeq lists its product as uncharacterized. Bases 186 to 1556 code for a protein of 456 amino acids. The record is from RefSeq and is a predicted model, not a curated record. The transcript has 3 exons. NCBI's taxonomy places the organism in Eukaryota, Apicomplexa, Aconoidasida, Piroplasmida, Theileriidae.